Messenger RNA from Paramecium sonneborni, 665 nucleotides. Lineage: Eukaryota; Ciliophora; Oligohymenophorea; Peniculida; Parameciidae. The record is from the annotation of a GenBank genome assembly.
AUGAAUUUUAAUUAACAAUAACGAUUUCAUAAGAAGCCAUUUUCUCAUUAUGAUCUCCAUACUGAUAGGCCUUCCAAAAUUUCAUCUUUUAUGAAAUCCUCCGAGAUUAUUUCAAAUUUUAAAGAGAAUUAAGAUCCUAUUCAAUAUUAAAAUAGUUCAAUAAUUAAAGAAAUUUAGGAUAUUGAAAAAGUUUACUAAGAAAAAAUUGAUUCCUUAAAAAAGCUAAAUGCCAAGUUGAUGUCAACAAUAGAAUUUAUGGAAAAAACUCUUGAAUAAUAGAAAAGCAUGCUUUUAGAAAAAUAAUAAAUUGUAUGAUUUUCUAAUAUAAGAAGAUUAUGAAACAAUAAAAUGAAAUUAGUUCAUAUCGUUCAUUGCUUUCUCAAAAUACAUAAGUUAAUAUUAAAAAUUUAAAAACAGAGAUUGAAGAUGAAAAAAUUAAAACAGAAAGAUUGCAUUACGAACUCAAAGAUUUCAAAUAUAAAUUUGAAAAAGAAAAACCAUUAGUACAUUUAUUCAAAAAAAUUGAAUAAACCUAAGAAGAAUAUAAUUAAUAAAAUAAAAUAUUUAUGAGAGAAGUACUUCAAUUAUUAGAUAAACCUCGAAGUCAAUCAUUCUAUCGUUAACCAACAAAGUAGCACACCAAGAAAUCCUCUUUUUAUAAUUGA